This is a messenger RNA of Odocoileus virginianus texanus, 1343 nucleotides long. NCBI's taxonomy places the organism in Eukaryota, Metazoa, Chordata, Mammalia, Artiodactyla, Cervidae. The record is from RefSeq and is a predicted model, not a curated record.
AUGCCGGGACCCCAGAGCCCGGAGGCGACCGCCGGGCGACCUUUCCGCUGGGGAGCGCGCUCAGCCAGUUACGCCAGCGAGAGGCCACCCGGCUGGCCGGGAUCCAGGGCACCUGUUCCCGGGGGUACAGAAGUCUCCGUCCGGUCCUCAGUUUCCCCAGCCGCGGUGCGGCCCCGCCCUCCGCUCCGCCCCUUCCUGCGGAGCCGAGCGCGGGCGGCGCGCGAGAGAGCGGCGGGAGCGGGCGUGCAGAUCGCCGCGCGGGGAGAAGCCCCUUUAAGAGGCCCCUCCCACCGCUCCAUCAGCCGCGCCGCGGGCUCUCCGGGCAAGGCCAGGCCCGCGGCCGCUCGCAGGCCCGGGCCCGCAGCCGCCGCCGAGCGAGACGAACGCGGGCCCCCCACCAGCGUGGCGGCGCUGCGCUCCAACUUCGAGAGGAUCCGCAAGGGCCCCGGUCAGCCCGCGGCGGCGGCGGACACCGAGAAGCCCUUCUACGUGAACGUCGAGUUCCACCACGAGCGUGGCCUGGUGAAGGUCAACGACAAAGACGUGUCGGACCGCAUCAGCUCCCUGGGCAGCCAGGCCAUGCAGAUGGAGCGCAAGAAGUCGCAGCAGCAGGGCGCCGGGCCGGGCCCCGCGGACACCCCCAGGCCCUCGCAUCGUGGGCGCGCCUCCGAGGGCAGCGGCUGCGGCGGCCUCGACGGCGACUAUGAGGACGUCGAGCUGAACCCGCGCUUUCUGAGGGACAACCUGAUCAGCGGCAGCGGCAGCGGCGGCGGCAGGCCCCCGUGGCCGCCCCUGGAGCACCAGCCCUACCAGAGCAUCUACGUCGGGGGCAUGAUGGUGGAAGGGGAGGCCAAGGGCUCGCUGCAGCGCAGCCAGAGCACCUCGGAGCAGGAGAAGCGUCUUACCUGGCCGCGGAGGUCCUACUCCCCGCGGAGCUUCGAGGACAGCGGAGGCGGCUACACGCCGGACUGCAGCUCCAACGAGAACCUCACGUCCAGUGAGGAGGACUUCUCCUCUGGCCAGUCCAGCCGCGUGUCCCCGAGCCCCACCACCUACCGGCCGUUCCGGGACAAGAGCCGCUCGCCCUCGCAGAACUCCCAGCAGUCCUUUGACAGCAGCAGUCCCCCGACGCCCCAGUGCCAGAAGCGGCACCGCCAGGGCCCCGUCGUCGUGUCGGAGGCCACCAUCGUGGGUGUCCGCAAGACGGGGCAGAUCUGGCCUAGUGAUGGGGACAGCUUGUCCGGCAAGCUGCCUCAGGACGCAGACGCAGGUAAGUGCCUCUGCGAGCCUGCUGGGCACACCCGAGAGGCCGGGGUGCAGGGCAGGUAGGUACUUUGUGGAAU